AUGUUGCUCUUCUGCCCCCAUUGCGCAAACAUUCUCACUGUCUCCCUCACCAGCACGCGGACCAAUCGACUCGAGUGCCGCACAUGUCCCUUCGAACACCAUAUUACCGAGCCUGUCUUUUCGCGACGAUUGUACGAACGUGUCGAGAGAGAAGAUGUCUUUGGUGGUCCCGGCGCCUGGGACAAUGCGCAGAAGGGUCCUGCUCAGUGCCCUGCUGAUGGAUGCGAUGGCGAGGAAGCCGCCUUCUUCCAAGUCCAGAUUCGCAGUGCUGAUGAGCCUAUGACCAGCUUUUUCAAGUGCAUGUCCUGCGGUCACCGGUGGAGAGAAAACUGA
This is a messenger RNA of Fusarium poae, 333 nucleotides long. RefSeq lists its product as uncharacterized. Gene Ontology annotation, biological process: termination of RNA polymerase III transcription; DNA-templated transcription. The transcript has 2 exons. The coding region runs from base 1 to 333 and encodes 110 amino acids. Gene Ontology annotation, molecular function: zinc ion binding; DNA-directed RNA polymerase activity; nucleic acid binding. NCBI's taxonomy places the organism in Eukaryota, Fungi, Ascomycota, Sordariomycetes, Hypocreales, Nectriaceae. The record is from RefSeq and is a predicted model, not a curated record. Gene Ontology annotation, cellular component: RNA polymerase III complex.